AUGGACAACACCAAGCAGCCACUUCUUGACAAACACCAUUUACAGAACCCCCCUCCCACUCUGACAGCUUCGCAUCCUUCUUUUUCAUCGUCUUUUUCUGCCGUUGAAGACGACAUUGCACCCAUUAAUGGCGUUCAUGACUUCAUCAGAGAAUUCAGGGUCGAGUCAAAGAAGCUCUGGUACCUCGCCGGUCCGGCAAUCUUCACCUCCAUUUGUCAAUACUCCAUCGGAGCAGUUACUCAGGUGUUUGCAGGGCAUUUAGGAACUAUUCAACUUGCCGCUGUUUCCAUAGAAAACUCCGUCGUCGCCGGUUUCGCCUUCGGCAUCAUGUUGGGCAUGGGGAGUGCACUAGAGACACUUUGUGGACAAGCUUUUGGAGCAGGACAGCUCGAUAUGCUCGGAGUCUACAUGCAGAGAUCAUGGGUUAUUCUCAACACAACGGCAUUAGCAUUAAUGUUUCUCUAUAUUUUCGCCGUGCCGAUUCUAAAACUCAUCGGCCAGACGGCUGAGAUAUCGAACUGGGCGGGAAUUUUCUCUAUCUGGAUGAUACCGCAACUCUUUGCUUAUGCUAUGAAUUUCCCUAUCCAGAAGUUUUUACAAGCACAGAGCAAGAUGGUCGUGAUGGCGGUGAUAGCCGUGGUGGCGGUGCUUCUACACACUUUCCUCAGCUGGCUGCUGAUGCUGAAGCUGGAGUUGGGACUGGCCGCUGCCGCCGUGGUGCUGAACUCGUCGUGGUGGUUCAUUGUUGCAGCCCAACUUUUUUAUAUUUUCAGUGGGACUUGUGGCCAAGCUUGGUCUGGAUUUUCUUGGAUGGCCUUUCGCAAUCUCUCGGGAUUUGUUAGGUUAUCCCUCGAAUCAGCUAUAAUGCUUUGGUAA
Ilex paraguariensis (yerba mate) is the source of this 876-nucleotide messenger RNA. NCBI's taxonomy places the organism in Eukaryota, Viridiplantae, Streptophyta, Magnoliopsida, Aquifoliales, Aquifoliaceae. The record is from the annotation of a GenBank genome assembly.